AUCAAUAAUGGCGACUGGAAAACAACCAAAGGAUUGUAAUCAAUUAACUUCCAUAAUCAGAAGAAAAUCCCCAAGACUUCUUUCUUCUUCUCGAGCUUCAUCAACUCCUGAAGCCAAGCCAAUUUUGAAUAAGAAGAAAAAGAGCAGAGCAGCAUCGGUGAAUUCAGAAAAGUCAAUAGUUCUUUCCAUGCAUUUGGAGAAUGAAGAAGCAGAGGCCAUCCCUUUACAAAUCUACGACCCUAAUUUGGAAGUAAAGUGCUUAAGAAGAUCGCCAAGGUACACUACUAAUAAGUACAGAAGUAGCUCUGAAAGUAAACUUCUUGCAUUGCCUUCAUCUGCUUCAACAACUCCUGAAAUUCAGAGAAGGAGCUCUCCAAGAUUCCUUUCAAAGGGAAAGAGUGCAAAUUUGACAGAAAUGGGAGGUGGGUUUUUUGGAGGGUCCAAGAAAAGGCUGCGUUUUGAGGAAAAUCGAAGUGCAUUGCAUGGAUCGGCAAAUGGGUCGGGUUCAAAAAAGGUUAAGGUCGAUUUUGAGCGUUUGAGGAAGUCUCCGAGGUCGAAUAAGAGUUUGGAUGAGGAUGGAAAUGGGAAUUUGAACAGGGGAUUUCUUGCUCUUCCUAAGCCAGGUUCAUCAGGGAAAAGUGAUUUGAGGAAAUGCAAGUUGAGUGGGAAGUCCUUGAGGAAAUCCCCAAGGUUGAAUCCGGACAUGUGUGGGGAAUUGCUGGCAUUGCCUGAGCCAGGUUCGUCAGUUGAAAAGCUUGUUUCGCAUGAGAAGCGGUUGAGGAAUAGAAUCAUAACAAUGCAUGUUGGAAAGGAGAAAGAAAAAGCACAGAAAAGUGGUUCUGAGAGAAUGGACUCUGCAAAGGGAAAUGAAUCGAGUAAUGUGAGUGAAAAGUUGUUAAGGUCUAGAAAAAUUAGGUUCAAAUUGCCUGAAGCUUCGCCUAAAAGUGAGCUAAAAGCUGGUAGUUUUGGGGGCAGUGAUAAAAAUAAUGUGAGUCAAAAGCGGCUGAGGUCUAGGAAAAUAGAGUUCAAAUUAACCCAAAUUUCGCCAAAUAGUGAUUUGGCAGAAAGCUCUUCUGGGGGAAGUGAUUUCGGUGACAUGGGCAAAAAGCGGUUGAGGAAUAAUGGGAUAGAAUUUGAAUUGCCUGAAGCUUUAGAGAAUAACAAUUCUAAUGAUGAAGAUGUAGAUGUGAGUGAUGAUUCUGAGAAAAUUGAGACUGAAUUGGUGGACGUAAGUGCUGUAGAAAAUUGUGAGGUAGCUGUCUUGAGUGAAAAGUUCUUGAGGUCUAGAAAAAUUGCGUAUCAGAUAGUUGGAAAUGAAAAAGUUCAAGAAAAGUCCAAGAAAAGGGGCAUUACAAGAAAUAAAGAACCACCAGUGGAAAAUAAGAUUCUUCAGAAAAAAGAGAGAGAGCAGAAGAGUGUUGCUUUCUUUGUGGGGGAGCCAAUUCCGGAAGAAGAUGCUCGAGAGCGAUGGCGUUGGCGUUAUGAUUUGAAGAGCCAUAGAUCUAAGAAUAAGGGCUGGAUCCUAAAUGCUGGUGAAGAAGACGAAACAAUAUUGAAUGUAGGCUUUCAUUAUGCACAGGCUAAUGUUGAUGGUUGUGUGUUAAGUAUUGGAGAUUGCGCAUACAUAAAGGGUGAAGGAAGGAAGAAGCAUAUUGGUAGGAUUCUGGAAUUUUUUAGAACUACACAAGGAGAGGAUUACUUCAGGGUUCAAUGGUAUUUCAGAGUUGAAGAUACAGUUAUCAAAGAAGCUGCUACUUUUCAUGACGAGAAGCGGAUAUUCUACUCGACUAUGAUGAAUGAUAAUUUGCUUGAUUGCAUUCUCUCCAAGGUCCACGUAGCAGAAAUACCACUCGCAGUAGGCCUCGAACCAGACACUAUUCCACCGGCUGACUUUUAUUAUGAUAUGGAGUACAGUGUGGAAUAUUCAACAUUCCACAACCUGCAGACAGAUAACUCCUACAAGAUUGAUGAUUCACAUUCACUUCAACCUGUUGAAGGUUUCCAUGCUCCAAUUACCGCAACACAUUUGGAGGUUUUCUCUGGUUCUGGGCCUCUCAAAUCAGAGUUGGCCCUAUUGGACUUAUACUCUGGUUGUGGCGGGAUGUCCACUGGAUUGGGGAUUGGUGCCAAGGUCUCUAGUAUAGAUGUUGUGACGAGAUGGGCAGUUGAUCUUGAAAAAUCUGCAUGCGACAGCUUGAAGCUAAAUCAUCCAGAAACUCAAGUUAGAAAUGAGUCUGCCGAAGAUUUUCUUGAGCUGCUGAAAAGAUGGAAACAAUUAUGUGAAUCUUACAUUUUCAAUGACUUAAAGAACCCCCCUGAAGAUGGCACAGAUAACCAGAUAGAAGGGGAAAGCAAUGAAACCUCAAAGUUGGCUAACGAGGACCCUGAUGGAGAAUAUGAAGUUUCAUGUCUAGUUGACAUUUGUUAUGGUGAUCCCAACGAAACAGGAAAGCACGGGCUCCACUUUAAGGUUCGCUGGAAAGGAUAUGGUCCUGAUGAAGAUACAUGGGAGCCAUUUGAAGGGUUAAGCAAUUGUCAAGAACGGAUACAGGAUUUUGUCAGAAAUGGAUUAAGAUCUAAAAUCUUACCUCUUCCAGGUCAUGUUGAUGUCAUUUGUGGAGGACCUCCUUGCCAAGGCAUUAGUGGCUAUAAUCGCUAUCGCAAUGUCGAGGAUCCUUUGACUGAUGAAAGGAAUCAGCAGAUUGUGGUUUUUAUGGACAUAGUGGAAUUCUUGAAGCCCAAGUUUGUCCUUAUGGAAAAUGUGGUUGACAUUUUGAGGCUUGAUGGAGCUUCUCUAGGAAGAUAUGCAUUAAGUCGUUUAGUGCAUAUGAAAUACCAAGCAAGGCUAGGAACUAUUGCCGCUGGUUGUUACGGCCUUCCACAAUUCCGCUUACGCGUUUUUAUAUGGGGUGCACUUCCAAGUGAGAGAUUACCUCCAUUUCCACUUCCUACACAUGAUGUAGUUGUAAGAUAUUGGCCUCCACCAGAAUUUGAGAGGAACACUGUUGCUUAUGAUGAAGGCCAACCUCGCAAACUUGAGGAAGCUGUUUUUCUUCAGGACGCAAUCUCCGACCUUCCAGCUGUCGCAAACCAUGAAUCUCGUGAGAAGAUGGCAUAUGACAAGCCUCCAGGGACUGAUUUCCAAAGAUACAUAAGAUUGAGUAAAGAAGAGAUGAUGGGUUCCACGCCUAUUCAAGUUACAGAAGCAAAAGAGCAGAUGCUAUAUGAUCACAGGCCCUAUCGUUUGAACGAGGAUAACUACCUACGAGUCUGUCAAAUCCCUCACAGAAAGGGUGCUAAUUUUAGAGACCUCCCUGGGGUGAUUGUAGGAGAUGACAAUGUUGUUCAUCGAGAUACAACCAAAGAUACUUUUGUUCUACCUUCUGGGGGGCCAAUUGUUCCAGAUUGUGUCUUUACCUUUGAGAAAGGGAAGUCUAAAAGGCCUUUUGCAAGAUUAUGGUGGGAUGAAACUGUGCCUACUGUAUUAACUUUCCCCCACCACCGGUCCCAGGCUAUUCUACAUCCUGAGCAAGACCGAGUACUCACUGUACGCGAGUGUGCAAGGCUACAAGGGUUCCCAGACUUUUACAGGUUCUGUGGGACUAUUAAAGAAAGAUAUUGUCAAAUUGGAAAUGCUGUAGCUAUUCCUGUUGGAAAAGCAUUAGGAUAUACACUUGGGAUGACAUUUCAAAAUCUCUGUGGUGAUGAACCACUCUUAACCCUACCUUCCAAUUUCUCCUUCCUCCAACCUUUAAAGGAUGAAAUUGUUGUUUUGAGAAAUUGACACUCUUGAUAUGUAUAUUACUUCUAUGUCUCAUAUGUGGCAUAUUACAACAUUUUUAAGGCAAUUCCAAUUCCUUUAGCAUGAUUAGUUUUUCACCCUAGACAUUCAAUUGUUGUUUAAACAUUAUUUGUUCUGUAAUUGAAGAUACAUGAAGAUGCUUCUUUGUAACUAAAUAAUUAGACUCAAUAUUGUGCAAGGAUGUUGCUUUUUUUAGCACAA
Molecule: messenger RNA, 4003 nt
Organism: Coffea eugenioides
Lineage: Eukaryota; Viridiplantae; Streptophyta; Magnoliopsida; Gentianales; Rubiaceae
Product: DNA (cytosine-5)-methyltransferase CMT2-like
Exons: 21
Coding region: 8-3784 (1258 amino acids)
Cellular component (GO): nucleus
Molecular function (GO): methyltransferase activity; chromatin binding
Source: RefSeq, a predicted model, not a curated record